This is a messenger RNA of Ananas comosus (pineapple), 1640 nucleotides long. RefSeq names its product homeotic protein female sterile-like. The transcript has 2 exons. NCBI's taxonomy places the organism in Eukaryota, Viridiplantae, Streptophyta, Magnoliopsida, Poales, Bromeliaceae. The record is from RefSeq and is a predicted model, not a curated record. The coding region runs from base 221 to 1459 and encodes 412 amino acids.
CCCUUUCUUUUUCUCUCUCUCUCUCUCUCUCUCUCUCUCUCUCCCUUGUUUCUUAAUUUCCCUCCUACCCCGUAUUGGAGGAGUCAUCACCUCCUCCCAGUUAGUUCCCUAUUCAACCCCUCUUUCUCCCUCAUCUCUCCACUUCCUCUCUCUCUCUCUAUCUAUCUCUCCAGAAAGAAGAAGAAGAAGAAGAGGGAAAAAAGAAGAAGAAGAAGAAGAAAUGGAGUUAAUAACAUCACCAGAAGAAGAAGAAGAGGAACAGUGCUCCCCUCGGAAAAGCGGCAGCGACUGCGUCGCCUCCGCCGACUUCGAAUUCUGGUCGAUGGUGGGCAACAGCAGUACUAGUACUACUUCUACUAAUAAUAACGCCGCCGCCGCCGCCGACCUCUCCUCCUCCUCAUUUUUCCCUUCGUUCCUCACCGCCGACGAGCUCUUCGUCGACGGCGUCCUCCUCCCCCUCCACCUCCUCUCCCUCCCCUCCCAACCCAACCCCACCACCACCGCCACCACCGACAACACAAACGCAUCCCAACAACACCAUGAACAAGAAGACGAGGAGGAAGGAGAAGAAGGAGGAGGAGGAGGAGGAGAAGCAAAACAAGAAGAACCACCACCACCACCACCACCACCACCACCGAAUCCGCAACAACACCCACCACACUUCGUCUCCCCUCCUCCCCCUUCCUCCCCUCCCCCGAUCGCCUCUUACAGCAUCUGGAGAGAGCUAUUCAAGCUCGCCAGAGAGCGAAAGCUCGAGGAGAGAGAAAGAAGAAACAGCAGCGGCAGCACCACUAACAGCAGCAGCAGCAAUACUAGCAAUACUAGUAAUACUACUACUACUACUACUAAUAAUAAUAAUAGCAGCAGCAGCGGUAAGGAGAUGAGGAGGGGAAGUGCCGGCAGCCACGCGGAGCUGAUAAACAUCAACAUCUGGCCCUUUUCACGCAGCCGCUCCUGCGGAGAGUCCUCCGCCAAGCCGCCUGCUGCCACCGCCACCGCCACCGCCACCGCCACCACAAACCUAAGAAGGUGGGCCCCACGCGUGAGCCGCGUCGGGCCCAACGGCGGCAUCCACCUCGGCCGGACCGGCCCGGUGACGAUAUGGCAGCUGCGGAAAAAGAGCAAGAGCAAGAGCAGCCAAGAAUUAGAGAAAUCAAAUAUUCGCGGCGGCGAUGAAAACGGUGCCGACAGCAGCAGCAGCAGCAGCAAGAAAGGAUCGGGAGGCGGUGGCGGGGGCGGAGUUCGGGUGCUAAAUUUGAACGUGAACACCUGCAUCGGGUACCCGAACCCGGCGGGGUGCCGGGCCGGAGGCAGUGGUCGGAGGAGCGGCAACACUAGUAGCGGCAGUGAUGGCGGUGAUAGUGGCGGCGGUGGCGGUGGCGGUGGUGGUGGUGAUGGUGGUGGAGGGAAUGGGAGUAUGUUUAAUCUAAGAACCAUUUUCUCUAAGAAGGUUUAUUAAUUGAUGCAUGUGUAUAUAUAUAUAUAUCUAUCUAUCUAUCUAUCUAUCUAUCUAGCUAUGGUAAUUUAUGUGUAUGUAUAGAGACUACUAUUAUGGAUCUCAUUUUCUAUCUUUUUGCAAUGUAUUGUGUGUAAUUUAUCUAAUCACGGCCUCUUAAUUAGAAGGUUAGUUUUUCUUUUUA